AUGUACACGGUAUCUAUACACAAGUUAAAAUUGCAGUCAGAGAGGCACAUAAUUAGUGGUACCACAGCCAGCAAUGAGCAAGGACAUCCUGGAAUAACUAGGCCAAAAGGUCUUGAGGGUGUCUCAUGUGAAUCACUAACUUGGCAGACUCUGAGGUCUGUAUGGAUAAUUGGAGCUAAGGAACGCAGGAGUUGGGUUCAGGGAUUCCCAAACAAGAACUUUGGCUUUAUCAACAACCGAACUGUCUGUUACCCUUGUGGCAACUACAUCCUCUUCCUGGACAUUGAAACUAAGAAGAAGACAUUUCUGCAGUGUCAGGCUGGCCAGGUGGGAGCCUUCACAACAAAUGGGAACACUCAAGUGCUGGCCUUUUCAGACCGGAAGCUGAAUCCCAUCAUAUAUAUCUACAGUUUUCCAGAACUGAAUAAACUGACAGAAUUAAAAGGUAAUGCUCAGCUGGACUACACUUUACUAGCACUUAGUUUCAAAGGCCCAUAUCUAGCCAGUUACUCUUCAAUCCCAGAAUUUGUCCUUUCAGUAUGGAACUGGAAAGAAAAUAUCCUUCUGUGCAGUGAGUCUCAGCUAGGUGUAACAGCAACCUCUUUAAGUUUUAACCCUAUGAAUUGGCAACAACUGUGUAUUGUUAGUGAGAGCUCUAUUACUAUCUGGCAUAUUGAAAGGAAUAAUGAUGAGCAUCACCUUAAGCAAAACCCUGUGAAACUCCCUGAUGAACAAGGGUUCAUGAAUGCUGAUGAGGGUUUGUUUUUCCCAGUUUUUCACAAUGAAGAUCCAUACUAUGGCCCAGAUUUGCCAGUUUCAGCCAUUGCUGGACUGGUAGGAGAUGAAGCAGAAACAUUCAUGCCUAGAAAUAAAAUGAAGCCUCCAGUGCAUCCUACUGACCACAGCUGGACUGCAACCUCAAAAGUCUAUGUGGGCUGUAGAGAAGGAUUUGUUUUGGCAAUUGAUGCUCAGACACUCAGCAUUUCUUUUCUUCAACAAAAACCUCUACCUGAAUACCUGUGUAAAAUACUGGAUGUGGUGUCGUAUGCUCGUAGAGAAGUACAGAAAAAGAAAGGUGGCAAACCAGAGGAUCUGCAAAAACCAGCUUUAUUUUCCAUGGCAUUUUGUAACGAGGGACUGUACGCAGCUGGAACGGAGGGCACAUUAUUGUUUUAUCACAUCAAAUAUGGGCAGUAUGAGAUGAAAAUCUGCGCUGAUAUCUCAGAACCCAUAUCCAGCCUGGUAUUUUCUCCUGAUUACACCUUACUCCUGCUUGUCACUGACCAGGGGACAGUCUACACUUACAAACCUGCCCACAGUGGAGAAGCUGUCAAACUCUUGGAUGCAUGCAGUAGUUGUUUUCUGGCAGCUGAUUUUCUUACUCCAGGGAAUAAGUACUGUGUGUCUGUAACAGUUUCAGGUGAAGUCCAAGUUUGGUUCCUGGAAGAUGGAACUUGCCUUAGCAAGCUAAACCUUGAUAUCGAGGCAACUGCUAUGGCUUGCUGUCCCUCCUCCAACAGUGUUGCUCUAGGGACCAGCAGAGGUCAGAUCUAUUUCCUUGAUGUUACCAAUGCUGAAGCUCCACGGGUUGUUCACAGAAUUUUUCUUUCCAAAUUUCCAGUGCUGUCUUUGCAUUAUGAUCAGAGUGGCCAGUUCCUCAUUGCCAGAGCUACAGAAGGACAUAUCUUUAUUCUAGACUCCCGGCCUUCAAAGUUAUUCCAGGUUCUUGGAUAUGUAGUGUUGGCAGAUGAAGUUCUGGGUCUUUCUGUAGUUUCUGACUUCAAGAAUGACUUAGUUGAAGUGAUGGCACUUGUUAAUGUAGUGGAGGUCCAGAAAGCAAGACUGGAAAUUUUUUGUCUAUCUUCAGCACUCACAACAGAUAAUGAUAAGUAUGUUAAUGAACAAGGAGUGCUUAAUGCUAGUGCCAUUAAAAAGCAGCAGUAUGAUCUGGAUUGCCCUCUGAGCUCAGCAGUCAGAUUGAAGGAUAAUCUCGUGUAUGGUUACUGUACCUGUGCACCUUUCAUCUGCAGAUAUCAUCUCUCUCAAGAGAAUAUGUUGGAAGAUGCAUCAGCAUUUUUAUCAGAAAAGAGGACUCCUAGCAAUCAGUUUGGAUCAGGUUUCCUCUGUUUAUCACCCAACAGCCAGUGGCUGGCAUCAGUAGCAAGGGAUGGUGUUUUGUUCAUCUAUCAUAUUUCCACAAUGGAUAUACUUGCUCAAAACCACUGUCACUCUUAUCAAGGAGGGGGAAUCAGAUCCAUGGUAUUUUCGCUGGAUGGCAAAUUCAUCCUGGUGACUGGUGAAAAUGAUGGUACCCUGGUGUGUCUGAAAUGGAAGGAGAUAAAGAAAACUGAAGAUCAGGAAGCUGAUAGUCACUGGCAGUCUCUUCUUGCUGUACUGAACAAGUGUACUUCAAAUGAAAACACUGUUUUAAAAUCUAUGGCAGAAUGGCAGUUUGACCCAGAAUCCACAUCAGAAUCACUUCCAGAAGAUACAUUUAAGGAGGCAGCAUGUAAAUCUUCCAGUGUAGAGGUGACAGAAGAAGACAGAAACAUCACCAGUUUGUAUUCAGCUAGUGCCGAUGACAUGUCAUGGAUGGGUCAGAAAAUAAAGAAGAUCAUUACAGAAGAGAAUCAGAGGUUUGCUCACCAGAAGGAAGAGCUGCAAAUGGGCAUUAAAAAGCUGCGUAAAACUAUUCGGAAAAUGAUGCAUGAAAAUGAACAAGUGCCAGACAUUGAGAAACUGGAGCAGCAGGAGUUCAACCUGGAUCUAGAAGAACAGGAAAAAACACAAGCAGAGGCUGACCAGAAAGUGGACAGGGUGAGGAAUGAGAUUGAGAUGGAGAAUUUAGCCAACCGCUACUUGAGGGAUGUCAUCAAGCAUGAGUGCUGGGAUGCCAUGUGUGUAAAAGGAUGUGCAAUCAAGUGCUUCCAUAUGGCUUUUGACGUGAAGAAUUAUCCACUGACAGAACGUAGUGAAGAAGAGCUGGAAGCUUUGGAGAAAGUUCUCCAGUUAAAAAACAUUGAGACAACUGAUUUUAAGGUUCAAAAGAAAAAUACUGAGAUUGUGUGUAAGCCUGUAUUACCUAAGGAAGGAGAGAAGGCAGAAGUAAUGGCUGAUGAUAGUGCAUCUUACAGCCCGAUUGGAAGUCUCAGCUCUCAGUAUGGUGGAGACACUUCUGUCCUGUACCCCCAGUGGGACUUGCACACCAGGGAGCAGAAAAUCAACCAGAUAGUAUUACUGAAGGACAUCAUUUACAAAGUGAAAACUGCUUUUAAUGAAGAAUUUUACGCAGUUGCACAACUAAAGGAGCAGGAGGUAGCACGAGUGAAGGAAAGAAACCUGAGGAUCCGAGAUAUCUUGUCACAACUUGGUGUCCAAAUGAAAGUGUGGGAGCCAGCUCUUACAGAUGAUGAGAUACCUGAGCGAGCACUCACUGUUCAGGAUUCAGAGAUUAAAGCUGAAAAAUCCUUGACUCAACAAGAGAAAGAGAAAGCAGAAUUGCUGGCUAAGCUUGAAAAAGAGAGGCGCGACGCUUCUACGGUACUUCAAAUAGACAAUGAGAGACUGCGUGCUCUUGAUGACAUGAUGGGUGGAGUGCUAGAAAUCAAAAGGGAAGACAUCUUGAAAAUGAAUGUUCCUCCACCUCCUUUUAUAUCCAAGUCUGAGGAUCUUUGGAAUGAAGAAGAAAGGAGACUAUUUAGAGAAUAUGAGACAAAAGUCAAGGAGCUGGAUGAAGAAAAAGAAGAAUAUAGAAUGGAACUGAGACAAGAAUUGAAGGAACUUGAAGCUUCCAUCCAGGAAACAACCCAAAAUUUUGAUGAGACUGUGUGCAAACUCUCUGAAAGGAAAGUGAAAUUUGAGAUGGCCAUCUAUCAGGAAGAACUCAAAAUAUUAAAUCUUGUUUAUGCUUUACUGUUGGAUGAAGAAUUGAAUGCUAGAGAAGCUGGACUUCAUAAUUUCCUCAUGAAAAAAGAGAAAGAAAAAAUCAAGUCUGCAAGAGCAAUCCAGACUACAAAAAAGAAAAUUAAAGCUUACCUAGGCACCCGUGAAACUGCAAUAGCUGAAGAGAAGAAUCUGGAAAGUGGUUUUGCAAAGGAGUUUGCUGACGUACCUGCCAAUCUCCUUGAUGAACUUCACCAGCUUUACAAACAUCGUCCAAAGACCCCAGUGACAGAAAUGCUCCUUGACACUGCUAACCCGUAUAAGGAUUGUUCAGGCUCAGCUGAAGAUUACAAGGAGUCACUUACCCUUUUAAUGAAAGCCAUGGAUGAACUGGAUAGUUCUGAGCAUAUGCCUAAUGGCUUAGACCCAUCUGUAUGGGAACAUUUUUGCAUAGCUAGACGAAAUAAAAUGGAGAGUGAGGAGUUGGUGAAGUGGACAGCCCAAACACUGGCAGAGAUGCAGGCCUUUCUCCACAGAAGAAUGGUUGAAAAUGAGAAGAUUGAGUCAGAACUAAAAGCCAUUUUCCAAGAACUCACAUGGCUGCAGGAGGAGAAGAUAAAACUGCAAUUGAAUUUGAUUGUGCAGUUUUUGCUAAAACAAGGACAGGUGGAAUUGAAAAGUGCUGCUAUCCCAGACUACACUGAUGCCAUUCUCAUUAAUAAGAGUGUUGUUGAAGAUCUGAAUUGCUCUAUCAUGGCUCAAGGAGAAAAAAAAAUUGCAAGCAUGGUGGAAUGUAAAGACUUCUCUAAAGGGAUAUUUAAACUGGAAUGGCAACACAGGAAAAUGAGAAUGCAGAUAGAAGAUCUGAAACAGAAGGCUCAGGAUAUUGUAACACUACCUAUUUCAAAAGAUCGCCAGCUAUUCCUAACUGAGCUGAACUACGACAGCACCAUCGCCCAGCGCAUUUCAGUGUUGGAGCAAACACUUGGCACCAUCGAUAAGCUGCACAAGAAGAAUGUGAAGAAUUGUAAAAAAAGAAUUAAAGAGUUGGAGAAGUGCAUCAGUUUAAAAGAGCAAGCAAACUACAAGCUCAGCCUGGAGCUGAAAGAAAUGCUUGUCUCUGUCUCAGAAAGGAGUAACAUCUCGAAGGCAGCCGACAUACGGCCUGUUUCUGAAAAGAUUAGAAAGGAGCGUUACCAAGAGAUUUUGAAGCAGAAACACCUACGGAAUCUUGUAAGGGAAGAGGAAGAACAGGUUGAAAUUCUUCAGGCACAAGUUGCAAGACUGAGAUCAAGAACAUUCCCUAUUCUUUAA
Chaetura pelagica (chimney swift) is the source of this 5196-nucleotide messenger RNA. RefSeq names its product cilia and flagella associated protein 43 (gene CFAP43). The transcript is spliced from 39 exons. The coding region runs from base 1 to 5196 and encodes 1731 amino acids. Gene Ontology annotation, molecular function: protein binding. Gene Ontology annotation, biological process: cilium assembly; sperm axoneme assembly. Lineage: Eukaryota; Metazoa; Chordata; Aves; Apodiformes; Apodidae. Gene Ontology annotation, cellular component: axoneme. The record is from RefSeq and is a predicted model, not a curated record.